UUUUUCAGUCCUUCAAGGUCUACUCUAUCUUUCUCUGUGUAUAAAAAGCUGCUGUAUUUUUGUAUGCACCAAUACUCUCCUCACAAAUCCAUCUUUCAUACACACACAAUCGUACGGUGCCUCUUCAUUCAAAAGCUCUCAUUUUGGGCACUGUUUUCCUCUUCAAUUGUGGAAAGGUGUCCAAUAGAAAAUUAAUUGAUGAAUAUGUCCUUCUUCCCUCGACUUUUUCUUCAUUAUCUCUUGGUGGUUUGCUUUGCCAAUUUUGCUUUUGGAGCUACUCGGUUGCCACGAGAUGAAGUACAAACUUUAGCUGACAUAGCAAAGACAUUGGGGAAGACGAACUGGAGUUUCAGUGGAGAUGCAGAUCCAUGCAACCAUAUUAAACCAUGGAACGAUACCAAUGCGGGCGAAGGAUCUGAUGGCGUCACCUGUGAUUGUUCCUUUGCCAGUUCUACUGUCUGCCAUAUUACCACCAUAGUUAUGAAAGGUCAGGAUUUGCCAGGAACACUCCCAAAAGAGAUGGCCAGGCUCACCUAUCUCAAAGAAAUUAUCCUCAGCCGCAACUACCUGAGUGGUCCCAUCCCUCCAGAAUGGGGCUCCCUUCCACUUGUCCACAUUUCCCUUGUUGCAAACCGUUUGACCGGUUCUAUCCCCAAAGAGAUUGGAAACAUCACAACCUUGAAGAGUUUGGACAUCAGUAUGAAUAAUUUCUAUGGAAGGCUCCCUCGGCAGCUUGGGAAUUUUCCCCUCAUAGAAAGAAUGCUUCUUACCUCAAAUAAUUUUACUGGGGAGUUGCCAGAUACAUUUGGAGAUCUUACCACACUAAAAGACUUCCGGGUGGGUGACAGUCACUUUUCUGGGCAAAUACCUGAUUUUAUAAAGAACUGGACAAAUCUUGAGAUACUACGGAUUCAGGCUAGUGGUUUGACGGGGCCAAUUCCUAACAUUUCUCUUUUGACAAAAUUAACUGGCUUGAGAAUUACUGACUUGAGUGGGCCUGAAGCACCAUUUCCCCCACUUGAGAAGAUGAAAGACAUGAAGAACCUGAUGUUGAGGAGUUGCAAUAUUGUUGGACCGCUACCUACAUAUCUCGGGGACCUGACGAAGUUGAAAACUUUAGACCUCAGCUUUAACAAGCUAAACGGGACAAUUCCAAGCAACUUUGAUGCUCUAGCCUACGUGGAUAAUAUAUUCUUAACUGGAAACUUGCUGACUGGACCCGUGCCUACUUGGACGAAAAACAAUGUUGAUCUUUCAUAUAAUAACUUCACCAUAGGGAACAAAGGUUGUCAAUCACAAGGCGGCUUGAACUUGUUUGCAAGCUUUUCAGAGGCCAAUAGUUCAAAAACUGUUUCAUGCACAACUGCAAAAUGUCAAAAACCUUUGUACUCUCUCCAUAUAAAUUGUGGUGGAAAAGAAGUAACUGUUUUUGGGGAAAAAAAUACAACAUUUAAUGGUGACACAUAUUUGGUUGGACCUUCAUCGUUUCGCCAUAGCACAACAACAAAUUGGGCUUUAAGCAGCACUGGUUACUUUCCUGAUGAUGGCCAUUCUCAAGACGACUUUAUCCAAAAUAAUGAAUCUAUACUCUCCAUGCCCAAUCCACAACUGUACACGGAAGCACGCCUUUCUCCCAUCUCUCUAACUUAUUAUGGGUUUUGUCUGGGAAAUGGAAACUACACUGUAAACCUCCAUUUUGCAGAGACAGAGUUUACAAAUAACAAAUCAUAUAGAAGCCUGGGAAGGCGUAUAUUUGAUGUUUACAUUCAGGGGAUACAACGGCUGAAGGAUUUCAAUAUUGCGGAUGAAGCUGGUGGGGUUGGUAAGGCAGUCAUAAAGAACUUUAAUGCUUCUGUAACUAGUGGUACCUUGGAGAUCCGUUUCUAUUGGGCUGGGAAAGGGACGACCGGUAUCCCUCUUAGAGCAGUUUAUGGUCCUCUUAUAUCAGCUAUUUCUGUAGAUCCUAACUUUGUACCCCCACCAGAACCUGCAACAUCACCUCCAUCUGGUGGAAGUGGCAUAUAUGUAGGUGCUGUAGUUGGAAUUGUGGCGGGAGGAGUCUUCAUUAUAUUACUGAUUUUUGGUAUUCUUUGGAGGAGAGGCCUCCUAGGACAACAAAAUACUUCGGAGGAUGAUUUAAAGGGCGUGGACCUGCAAACUGGUAAAUUUAGCUUCAGGCAACUCAAAGCUGCCACAAACAACUUUGACAAAGCCAAUUGUUGAGGCCCCAAAAAGUCACGAGAAGCCCAAAGACAUUUAAAGCCCAAUAUAACAUAUAAUGUUGGUCAUGCGUUAAUCCAAGCUGUAUUUUGGGAAUUAAUUCAUUAAACAAAUAAUAGUGUUCAUGCCAUGCGAAGCCAAUAAUACAUUUUUCAUAUGUCAAUCACCUAUCAAGCUUACAUGAACCUAAGUCAUGUGGUUUACGUGGCUUGCACGAGGGAUUGUGGUGUGGAAGGUUAUAGAAGUCCACAAGGCCCACGGAAGCUCUUGAAUAAUAGAGACUUUGGACUAGCUACUUGGGAGCACCAAAGUCCAAGCCCAUUACUUAGAGUUCUCCAAUGUGGG
Messenger RNA from Prunus avium (sweet cherry), 2565 nucleotides. Lineage: Eukaryota; Viridiplantae; Streptophyta; Magnoliopsida; Rosales; Rosaceae. The record is from RefSeq and is a predicted model, not a curated record.